UUUACGUAAAGGAGGAUGCGCUGUUACGUCAGCGUCAGUUUGACAAGCAUGAGGCGCAUACUCAGUGCGAAUUUAUUGGGGCAGAUCAGUUUAUUUGGUAGAAAUCCUCCGUCUCAUACCUCUGUGACAGCGGGUCAACAACGCGUCUGUGCACUGAGUUUCUGCAGGAAAUCAUCGAGUGACCGCACAAACAUGGACCUGAGUGAUAUGAGGAAGAAGUACAAGGGAGAUGAAGAGUGCUUUGAGGAGAGCCAGCUUGUAUCUCUGGACCCAAUCAAACAAUUUGGGAACUGGUUCGAUCAAGCCACAAAGUGCCAUGAAAUCGGAGAGGCAAAUGCUAUGUGCAUCGCCACAGCCACCAAAGAUGGACGUCCGUCUGCUCGUAUGGUCCUUCUGAAAGGUUACAGCAACGAGGGUUUCCGUUUCUUUACAAACUACGAGAGCAGAAAGGGUUCUGAGCUGGAGAGCAAUCCAUAUGCAUGUCUGGUCUUCCACUGGGAACCCCUUAACAGACAGAUUCGCAUUGAGGGUACUGUAGAGCGAAUCCCCUUCCAGAGCUCCAGUGACUACUUCCACUCCCGACCAAAGAGCAGCCAGAUCGGGGCGGUCGUGAGCCGACAAAGCACUCCAGUUCCUAACAGAGAUUAUCUAAGGCAGAAAAAUGCAGAACUGGAGGAGAAGUACAAAGACACAGAUGUGCCUAUGCCUGACUACUGGGGCGGCUACAUGGUCAAGCCUUACCUGAUGGAGUUCUGGCAGGGUCAAACCAACAGACUUCACGACCGCAUCGUCUUCACCAGGCCGAAGGACGGAGAGUCUGGGCUGGGGGAGUUUCAGCACGCUGCAGAGGGAGGCUGGGUGUACCAGCGCCUGUCCCCAUGAGAAACACCUCAGCAGACACGGGAAAAAAAACUCCCCAUCUUUACCUCACUGGAAGUAACCACUCAUCUCUCGGUACUGAUGGAAACCAUUCAAUGUUGAUUAAAUAGGUGCUGCUGUAAGUAGGAUUUAUUAACAAGCCAAACGUCAUUGUAUCGCCUUGUCUUUGUUGAUGUCAGUUUAUAUUUUAACAGUGGUGUGAAACAACCUGACUGCACUGUACAACUUUACAUUUUCCACAUUUUAUGAAAUGAAAAGAGGCUAUGUGGUUUACAGAAAGAGAGCAAACUCCACCAAGUUCUAUCAAAUAAUGAUUGACAGUAACGUUGGUUAUUCUGCAGUGUUGUUUGUUAACCUUUUGGAUGUGAAUCUGUACUUGUCUGAUGCAACUUUCUGUGGUCCAUUUUACACUUUACAGGUCUGUACUUUCCAAGAAAGUUUAGUAAAACUAUAAUAACUUUGUGAUAGUUACAGGGAAAAUGGAGAGAAAGUUCUGAGACAGUUGUUUGAGUUUGCUUGGUUGUGUUGAGUUUAUAAGCAGGUCUUGAUUCCUAUGGAAAUUGGUUAAUUUAGACCCAAAUAAAUACAAUUCCAACAAAAACGGAAUUUUAUAAACUCUGUAAAGGAAGAAUUUCAUUGUAAAGGUGUGCCUAAUAAAGGGGCCACUGAGUGAAUUUAAUCUGUAUUUGUUAUUGGAAACUUAAUUUUUGUUAAAUCGUACGUUUGACUGUCGACAAAGUUCGCUUGAUGGUGUUUUAAGCCCCCAACGUCGACUUCAAGGCAGCGCUGCGACCGUUUACUUCAAGGCACUUAAUCCUAACCAUAACCAUUGCCUAGUAAUCCUAGUGCCUUCCACGACGUUGGGAGCUUAAAACACCAAACACCACAACAAAGUUCCAAUAUUUGAAUAUGUAGCUGACCUGCUGAGCCCCUACUUCGGGUUAUGUUAACAUUUGAUUUUAAUCAAUCAAUUGGGGGAGUAUUGAACAACUGUCUCUGUUUUCGUUAUAAUAGUACUAGAUUACAAACCAGGAACCUUCUUAUAAAUUUACAGGCAUCUUAAUGUCUUUGUAGAAAAUAAGAGGGAAAUAUAGGUCCCAUAAAAUAGUGUGACUGAAUUAUUCUGACUUUAACUCAUGAAUUGAUUGUGUCAGUCAUCGAGUGGGUCUUACUGCCUUUUAACAAUGAGAUUAAAAGAGCUGAUGAUUUGAAUUGUGCCAAUUUACUGCCAUGUGCAUUAUGUAUGUCUUGUGUCAUUUGAGAAUAGUGUUGUUGGGUUAUUGUUCACUGAGGGAAGAAAAAUUAAAAAUAAGUAAAUAAACAGUGAAAAAGAGCCAGUAAUAAAGUGUAAUUUGUAACUGAG
Perca fluviatilis (European perch) is the source of this 2242-nucleotide messenger RNA. RefSeq names its product pyridoxamine 5'-phosphate oxidase (gene pnpo). The transcript has 7 exons. Gene Ontology annotation, molecular function: FMN binding; pyridoxamine phosphate oxidase activity. The record is from RefSeq and is a predicted model, not a curated record. The coding region runs from base 16 to 882 and encodes 288 amino acids. NCBI's taxonomy places the organism in Eukaryota, Metazoa, Chordata, Actinopteri, Perciformes, Percidae. Gene Ontology annotation, biological process: pyridoxine biosynthetic process; pyridoxal 5'-phosphate biosynthetic process.